AUGGAUGAAAAUUUUGAAGAGAUCCAAAGAGAAAGAUUGCCGACGUUAUACGAAGUAUUAAUUCAAAAAACUAGCUCCCCAGUGGACUUAUGGACAUUUUACACGUACUUAUCACAAUUCCCAUAUGCCAUAAAUUAUUUAGAUUUUUGGAUUGACUUAAUGACACACACAAGGCUAUGUAAGGAUUAUAUUAAUAUAGUACGACGUUCUUUAUCGGUUAUAGACAAUGAAAACGAAAGUACGCAGUCUGUUACCACGAGUGUAUUAAUGAACAGACUGAUGGAGAGUGAUGAGCCAGAGACUCCAUACGGGAACACAAAUGGGAACAAAGUAUCUAGGUGGCUAGAAGAAUGGGGUAGGAACGAAGGUUUGAAUAUAUCAGAUAACAAUUUACCUAGGUUAAUGGAUGCAUUUAUUCAAUCUAGAGGUAUUGCAGGGCAAAAUGGGACGCCGUAUAUAUCGAGUAAACAAUUGUUAAGCAACGCUAUUCAUCUGGUACGAACAUAUAUAGAAUCAGAUAAGACAAGUGAACGAUACCUGACGAACAUUCCCGAUUCGCUCAGACAAGAAUUAGUAGUCUCGGUGAUAGAUAACCAAGGAUAUGAUCCGGAGAUAUUCCAUGAGUUAAAGGACAUAACGUAUCAAUUUUUGGAGAUUGAUUGUUUCCCAAAGUUUUUAAGUCAAGUAGCGUUACACAAUUUACAUGAUGAGAUAUCGGAUUGGAGAUUCCGCAGGAUAGGUUCAAGAAAUGGAAAUUUGAACGAAGAUAAUACUGUAGAGAAAAAAUAUCCAAGAAGAGAAUAUGCAGGCAGCAAGAGUCCAUUUUCUAAUUUUACGAAAUUAAGUAGGAUAACCUUAGGUUUCAUAUGGCUUUGGAUAGGGUUCUGGAUAGGAUAUACACUAAUAUUUUUGAAUUAUUCAAGAGCAAUAAGAGUCACCACGGUGGUUCCAUUUCUAUUUGGUGUGUAUUAUAUUGUAUCAGGGUUAUAUCAAGUAGAUAUAGUAUACUCCUGUUUUGGAGUCACUCAAAGGAUAAUGUACAAUAGUAGUGAUGGUCCAAAUGGUUAUGUGGCAGAGACAAAUGAAAAGGAUGACGAAAGAGUACCUUGGAUAUUUCACUUCCUUGGAGGUAGGGACAGAUUGAUUCCAAUAAAACACCCCUUUAUUAAACAGUUGUUAGUUAGAAGAGGUUGUUGGUGUGGAUUGAUAGUCUUUGUAUGGACAGCCUGUUUUACAGUAAUAUUUAGCUGUGUGCCUGGCAAGAGACUUUGA
This is a messenger RNA of Arxiozyma heterogenica, 1272 nucleotides long. RefSeq names its product Rax1p (gene RAX1). Gene Ontology annotation, biological process: intracellular protein localization. Bases 1 to 1272 code for a protein of 423 amino acids. Lineage: Eukaryota; Fungi; Ascomycota; Saccharomycetes; Saccharomycetales; Saccharomycetaceae. The record is from RefSeq and is a predicted model, not a curated record. The transcript has a single exon. Gene Ontology annotation, cellular component: plasma membrane.